Molecule: messenger RNA, 1627 nt
Organism: Nerophis lumbriciformis (worm pipefish)
Lineage: Eukaryota; Metazoa; Chordata; Actinopteri; Syngnathiformes; Syngnathidae
Product: protein max-like
Biological process (GO): positive regulation of transcription by RNA polymerase II
Cellular component (GO): RNA polymerase II transcription regulator complex
Molecular function (GO): protein dimerization activity; DNA-binding transcription factor activity
Source: RefSeq, a predicted model, not a curated record
UUUUCCAAUCCAUGUGUAGGCGAAUCACAUGUGAAGAAAGCGUCGAUCGUCAUGUCUCUGCUGUAGCAGAGCUUCGCGCAAGAUUCCUUUUGCCUCUGCCCCGAUUUGUUUUGACAGCUGCUUGUUUUCUUUUCCGCACACGCCUUUACCGAAGAAUGAGCGAAAACGAUGACAUCGAAGUCGACAGCGAUGCAGACAAGCGAGCACAUCACAACGCGCUGGAGCGCAAACGCAGGGACCACAUUAAAGACAGCUUUCACAGUUUACGAGACUCUGUGCCUGCACUGCAAGGAGAAAAGGUGGGGAUCGAAAACUCUGUUAAACAGGCUUCCCGAGCACAGAUUCUUGACAAAGCCACCGAGUACAUCCAGUACAUGAGACGAAAAAACCACACUCACCAGCAAGACAUUGAUGACUUAAAGAAGCAGAAUGCACUGCUGGAGCAGCAGGUUCGAGCUCUGGAGAAGGCCAAGGGGAACAAUCAGCUCCAAACCAACUACUCCUCUGACAGCAGCUUAUACACAAACCGCAAAGGCAGCGCGGUAUCGGCCUUCGACGGCGGCUCCGACUCCAGCUCGGAAUCAGAGCCUGAAGAGCCACCCAACAGGAAAAGGCUGCGCGUGGAGCCUAGCUAGAUUUUCCAACAGACUUGUUUUGGUUUUGUUUUUUGCCCACCAGCCUGAAACUCCUCUUAGCUGUGUGCAUUCAGCCCUGCCUUCUUCUUACGUUAGUCAGGAGUCGAGGUGGAGACUGUGUGAAAGAGGUGCUAUAUUGUGUAUCAAAUGCUUCGACCUUUCUAAGCAUCCUGUCAUCCCUCCUCUCCUCUUGUCCUAGCGUGCUCCCCCUUCCUCCUCCCUCCCAAAGUGAGGCAGCUCUGCAGUUUUGAAGGACUUGAUGCUUUUCAAACCUCACAAUGACGUUCUUUAACGAAUGUGGAGAUGAAAAGGUACGAGGCGUUAAGUCGGACAACCACUGCAAUUUUUGGGAGGCGUUGCUUUGAAAAAAAUGGCAAUUGGAAAUAGUUUACCUUUUGAAUAUUAAUACUUUUUUCAGAAGAAUGUGAUGUUAUGCAAAAUGCGACUCUCUUUACUCAUUGUAGAUGGCUAAGGUUUUGUGUUUUGAAAAUGUUUGUGAAAUUAAUUGAAUCCCUUAUUUAUAGUGGUCCACCAAAAUUGAUGUCAGUUAUGUUUGGCUUGAGAUUUUCCAACACAGGUGGAGUUCUUGUUUUAUUGCGACUAGUUAAUCUAUUUAUUUUUUCCUCUAUUUUUAUUACUAUCAGACAGAAUGAGAGAGUAUAAAAAAAUAAUUACCUAAUCGAUACUGAAUGUUACACAAUGCAGUUAACUUUAUUUUUAUGAAUGGACUCUUGGCUCAAUGUUUAGCAUAUAAUCUAAUCCUAAAUGGUGUCAGUUUUGCUAAGAAAAAAACUUCCCUGGAAAUAUUUGCUUGUGCUGGGAAUGUUUCUUUCUCUAUUUUUCCUUUUCUCAGAGGUAAACAACUAGUGUGUAUGUAAUCAAUUUUUGUUCCAUUCCGUGGAAAUUACAGGUAUGUUGUACAUACUGCCAACAGGUGUCUUGCAAGUUAAGACAUACCUUUAUUAUGACAAUAAAUAAAACUUUUAUCCUUA